GGCGGGAGAAGGGGCGCUGCGUGGCCUCCGAAUAUUUCCUGGAGCCGGAGCUGAACCUGGUGACCGAAAACACCGAAAACAUCCUCAUUUCCGGGAAUUUCGCGCUCGCAGGGCUGUCUCUGGUGGUGGGGCUGGUUCUCUACAUCUCCAGCAUCAACGACGAGGUGAUGAACCGCCCGGGCGGCUCCGAGCAGUACUUCCAGUACCGCUACGGCUGGAGCUUCGCCUUCGCCGCCUCCUCCUUCCUGCUCAAGGAGGGUGCAGGUGUGAUGUCAGUGUACAGCUGUCACUCAGGUGUCUCUCAG
Pyrgilauda ruficollis (rufous-necked snowfinch) is the source of this 305-nucleotide messenger RNA. RefSeq names its product voltage-dependent calcium channel gamma-7 subunit-like. Gene Ontology annotation, cellular component: postsynaptic density membrane; AMPA glutamate receptor complex. The record is from RefSeq and is a predicted model, not a curated record. Gene Ontology annotation, molecular function: channel regulator activity; voltage-gated calcium channel activity. The transcript has 3 exons. The annotation marks the transcript as partial. Lineage: Eukaryota; Metazoa; Chordata; Aves; Passeriformes; Passeridae. Gene Ontology annotation, biological process: regulation of AMPA receptor activity; postsynaptic neurotransmitter receptor diffusion trapping; neurotransmitter receptor internalization.